Dothidotthia symphoricarpi CBS 119687 is the source of this 565-nucleotide messenger RNA. Its product is annotated as P-loop containing nucleoside triphosphate hydrolase protein. The record is from RefSeq and is a predicted model, not a curated record. The transcript is spliced from 5 exons. The coding region runs from base 1 to 471 and encodes 156 amino acids. NCBI's taxonomy places the organism in Eukaryota, Fungi, Ascomycota, Dothideomycetes, Pleosporales, Dothidotthiaceae.
AUGACGCUACAUGUUGUCUUCUCGUUCUGGACAUCAACUCUCGACCUUAUCGCCAAAGGUCUCUCGCAGGCUUCUAUCACACACGCUCGCUACGACGGCACCAUCUCUUCGAGCAACCGAUCUUUAGCAUUGGAGAGUUUCCGAAAAGACAAGAACAUAUCGGUCAUGUUGAUGACGAUCAAAUGUGCUGCCGUUGGCCUGGACAUCACUGCUGCUUCAAGGGCGUACAUCAUGGAACCCCAGUGGAACCCCACCGUAGAAGAGCAGGCUUUGGCACGAGUGCAUCGCAUGGGUCAAACGAAGGAAGUCACCACUGUGCGAUUCGUCAUGGAAGGGACAUUCGAAGAGAAUGUCGUCGAGACACAGCAGCGAAAGAGGGACUUGGCUGAGCUUCUCCUCUCGCCAUAUCAACAUGCCAAGUCAGAACACAGUCUCGACAGAUUGAGGUACUUUCGUUCGCUCUUGAAAUAACAGCUGGGGCUGUCUUGAGAUGGGUCGCAAGUGAAAGGAUGUGGGGUUGAAUAGCGCAAACGGGAAAGAACUGCGAUACGCGGUGGAAGAGCGG